Molecule: messenger RNA, 1761 nt
Organism: Chinchilla lanigera (long-tailed chinchilla)
Lineage: Eukaryota; Metazoa; Chordata; Mammalia; Rodentia; Chinchillidae
Gene: Mpp1
Product: membrane protein, palmitoylated 1, 55kDa
Cellular component (GO): cell-cell junction; plasma membrane
Molecular function (GO): signaling receptor binding
Source: RefSeq, a predicted model, not a curated record
GCUGUGUCCAGCCAGCUGAACGCUGUAACCGAGGACAUGUACGCCAACGGGUCUGCUUCCCCUGGGAGCCCUGCCCAGGCCAAGGGGCAGGAGGUGCGGAAAGUGCGGCUCAUACAGUUUGAGAAGGUCACGGAGGAGCCCAUGGGAAUCACUUUGAAACUGAAUGAAAAACAGUCCUGUACCGUGGCCCGGAUUCUUCAUGGUGGCAUGAUCCAUAGACAAGGCUCCCUUCAUGUGGGGGAUGAGAUCCUAGAAAUCAAUGGCACAAAUGUGACUAAUCACUCAGUAGAUCAGCUGCAGAAGGCCAUGAAAGAAACCAAAGGAAUGAUCUCAUUAAAAGUAAUUCCCAACCAGCAAAGUCGUCUUCCUGCACUACAGAUGUUCAUGAGAGCACAGUUCGACUACGAUCCCAAAAAAGACAGUCUGAUCCCUUGCAAGGAGGCGGGACUAAAGUUUGUUACAGGGGACAUUAUCCAGAUCAUCAACAAGGAUGACAGCAACUGGUGGCAGGGGCGGGUGGAAGGCUCCUCCAAGGAGUCCGCGGGACUGAUCCCUUCCCCCGAGCUGCAGGAAUGGCGGGUGGCGAGCGUGGCUCAGUCCGCUCCAAGUGAAGCCCCGAGCUGCAGUCCUUUCGGGAAGAAGAAGAAGUAUAAAGACAAGUACCUGGCCAAGCACAGCUCAAUUUUUGACCAGUUGGAUGUUGUUUCCUACGAGGAAGUUGUCCGGCUCCCUGCGUUCAAGAGGAAGACCUUGGUGCUGAUCGGAGCCAGCGGGGUUGGUCGCAGCCACAUUAAGAAUGCCCUGCUCAGCCAGAACCCGGAGAAGUUCGUGUACCCGGCCCCGUACACAACACGGCCACCAAGGAAGAGUGAGGAAGAUGGGAAGGAGUACCACUUCAUCUCAACAGAGGAGAUGACGAGGAACAUCUCUGCUAACGAGUUCUUGGAGUUUGGCAGCUAUCAGGGCAAUAUGUUUGGGACCAAGUUUGAAACCGUGCACCAGAUUCAUAAACAGAACAAGAUUGCAAUCCUUGACAUCGAGCCCCAGACCCUGAAGAUUGUUCGGACAGCAGAGCUUUCACCUUUCAUUGUGUUCAUUGCACCUACUGACCAGGGCGCUCAGACGGAAGCCCUGCAGCAGCUGCAGAAGGACUCUGAGGCUAUCCGCAGCCAGUAUGCUCACUACUUUGACCUCUCCUUGGUCAAUAACGGUGUUGAUGAAACCCUUCAGAAACUGCAGGAAGCCUUUGAGCAAGCAUGCAGCUCUCCACAGUGGGUGCCCGUCUCCUGGGUUUACUAAGCUUGCAGCUCGGGGAGCUAGUGUGCCUCUCUUUGCAUUUGAACUCCAUUCCCCUUGCUUUAAGAAAAAAGGGCUGCUUCAACUAGUUGUCAGCUUCCAGCUCUCUGCAACUCUCCCAGAUAGGCCACUAGGAUCAUCUUAUCACGCAGGCUCCUGAAAGGCUGGGUUUGGUUUUCCUGAUGGGGUCCUACUGAUCUGGAUCUCAAAAAGGUAUCUGGAAAUUGGGAAUAAGUACUACCAAAACGCAACUGCUAAUCACAGAUGCACAAAAAAGCAGUGGAUCCUUUUCCUCUGAAGCCUAAGCUUCUCCACCUUCAACUGCACUGGGUAGCUUUUCAUUGGUCUUUACUUUGGAGAAAGCAUUUUUUGCGACUUUCUAAGAUGCCAAGUGAAACAGCUGUGCAAGUCACCUGCUCUAGGGAAACUCUCAAAGCAAUAAAGAUGUGGCUGUGAAAACACCAA